This is a messenger RNA of Halteromyces radiatus, 1479 nucleotides long. Its product is annotated as TLD-domain-containing protein. The transcript has 5 exons. NCBI's taxonomy places the organism in Eukaryota, Fungi, Mucoromycota, Mucoromycetes, Mucorales, Cunninghamellaceae. Gene Ontology annotation, cellular component: nucleus. Gene Ontology annotation, biological process: response to oxidative stress. The coding region runs from base 111 to 1256 and encodes 381 amino acids. The record is from RefSeq and is a predicted model, not a curated record.
AAACUGAAUAUUUUUCCCAUUUUGAUAUUUAUUUUCUUUUUCUUUCCCUUUUUUUUUUUCUUCUCCUCAAAUAAAGGAUUUUUUAUUCUUUUUUGUAUUUAAUAAAAAAUAUGAAACAUCAUCGAGGUGCAUCCACUUGUUCUACUCAACUUAUAUCUGAUUCAACAAAAGAUGGUUAUCUUCCACUUCAUCGAUCAAUCACUGAUGAUCAUGAAGAUAAACACGCUAAACAUUCUUAUGAUACAACAAAAUCACCCAUUACUCGCUUUGUAUGUAAAUUAUUAGGUUUGGAACCAACUAGAACUCCAACUUUUGGUCACAAAUCGGGCUCUACUACUUCCAUCACCAAAAGUUCUGUUUUUCAUCAUCAUCAUCAUCGACAUAGAAAGACAGUAAAGAAAAAAGAAAUUGAUCAUAUGAUGUGUCAUAACAGCACUAGUAGCAACAAUAGCAUUUCAUCAUCAACAUCAUCAUCAUCAGCAUCAGCAUCAUCAUCAUCAUCAUCCUGUAUAUCAUCCACCAUAUCACCAAUGAAUCCAAAUCUUGUCAUCCAAUCUUCCUGCAAUCAAGUGGAUGAAAAGAAUGUCUGUCAAAUUAAUAUGCAACACAUCACACCAGCUAUGGACGCCUUGGUCAUGGCCAGUCAAAUCCCUUCUGCCAAAAGAAUUCAAUUUGUCGAUGAAUUUGAUAUUCCUCCUCCUACCUUGAUUCAUCAUCAUGAUCCUACCACUUUACCUCUUUUGACUGACUUAUUGGCUGAACAAUUACGACCUUAUUUACCUCGCAGGUAUCGUCUUGCCUCAGAAUGGAAAUUACUUUACAGUAUGAAUCAUCAUGGAACGAGUUUAUCAACAUUAUAUCGUUCUACAAUGGAUUCUGGACCAUGCAUUAUGGUUUUAAAAGAUGAUGAUCAUCAGGUGUUCGGUGCUUUUUUAAACGAAUCUAUUCAACCUGGAUUAUCUUAUUAUGGAACGGGUGAAUGUUUCUUAUGGAAAAUCUCUUUACCUACCAAUACAGAUCAUCAUCCUAUACCGAAAAUCAAAGUAUUUCCAUGGACAGGUAAGAAUGAAUAUUUUUUCUAUUCAACCAUUGAUUGUAUUGCCAUGGGUGGAGGUGAAGGAAGGUUCGGGCUUUGGUUAAAUCAAGAUCUGGAAAAAGGCCACUCGGAGCCAUGUGCCACCUUUGACAAUGAAUGUUUAUCCCUGAAUCCGCAUUUCAACUGUGUCCAUUUAGAAAUCUGGUCAUUCCUUAUCUAGUUCUCCCUUUUUAUAUCUAUAUAUAUAUAAGUAUACAUAUUUGAACUACAUCUCUCCUUUCCCGCGCACAACUCACAGACAUAUUUUUUUUAUCUAUUUAUAUUUAUCUAUCUAUUGAUACAACCCCUUCGUUUUAUGUUUUAUAAUAUUCCUUUCUUGUCAAGAAUAUCAUACCCAUCCAUAUACCAUCACAUAAAUAAACAAUAUCAUUUUAUCCUUUCAA